Trichoderma reesei QM6a is the source of this 1119-nucleotide messenger RNA. RefSeq lists its product as uncharacterized. The record is from RefSeq and is a predicted model, not a curated record. The transcript is spliced from 3 exons. The annotation marks the transcript as partial. NCBI's taxonomy places the organism in Eukaryota, Fungi, Ascomycota, Sordariomycetes, Hypocreales, Hypocreaceae. Gene Ontology annotation, molecular function: DNA-binding transcription factor activity, RNA polymerase II-specific; zinc ion binding. Gene Ontology annotation, biological process: regulation of DNA-templated transcription.
AUCAAAUUCACGCCAAGAAACAACUCCCAGCUUUUAGCCUUGCUGCCAGGCGAUGCAGAUACCUUCAGCGACAUCGUCUACCUCAUUAGUGAAUAUGAAGGCGUCAUGGACCGCAGCGAAAGCCUUGCGGCCAAUCUUGGGGCCAAGCUGACAGGUCCCCGAUUCCUACGCGGCCUCGAAAGGUUCUUCGAGGGCCCAAUCAGCAUCAAUUCGCCCAAUCCAGACGCCCAGCAAGUCACCUGGUUGGACGUGGUCAUGUUGGCGAAAGCGAGCCCGGAUGCAUUUGCUCUCGUCUCCUUGCCCAGCGGUGCACGUUGCUGCCAAUUCAUUUACCAGGGGUUGCAGGUCGAGAUCACCGAGGAUGACUGGCGCCUGAUCUCUUCCGGAGCACUGGACAGGUUCCCACUGGAGCACACGUUCGAAGAGGACGAGGCGGCCGAGCUGGCGACACUCGAGAUUCUCCAACAGCGGGCCUUGCUGCUGCAUAGGAGGGCAGACGAAGUUGCGGAGAGGGCUCAGAUCCUGCGUCAGAGACUCGAGCUUCGCAGACAUGUCAUUUCUCGGCGGCAACAACUCCAUAAUGGCACCUCCAGCUCCAGCUCCAGCUCCGGCUCCAGCUCCAGCUCCGGCUCCAGCUCCAGCUCUAGUCCUAGCUUCCAUGCCAUCAAUCACCUACCGCGUUCCGCCAUCAGCUCGCACUUCGACCUCCAUGCAGACCUUCUCCAGCAGUUUACCACGGCUGCAAUGCAAAACAGCCCACCGUCAGGGGCGCCUCCGGAAUACCAACCACGGCCCACGUCGGUGUCUAGCCAGGGUUCGCUGGCACCGCCGAGCUUGGAAGCACCGCCGUAUCAGCCGCCCUCGGCCGCGGAACCACCCUUGGCCCCGGCACCAGCCCCCAUGUCAACGUCGGCUGCGAUAUACAGGCCCCUUGUACUGCAGAAGACGGACACGCUCAACAAGGGCGACGUUAUAUUCCCACCCUGCGACCGAUGCCGGCGUCUCCGCCUGCAGUGCAUUAAGCAUCUGACGGCGUGUCGGGGCUGCACCAAGAAACACGCGAGAUGCAACUGGAGGAACAUCACUGACGACGAAGCCGCGGCUAUAAAGGAGGAUCUG